GGAUUUCCGAAUGUGGUUGGAUGCAUUGAUGGCACACAUAUUCCCAUCAUUGCACCUUCCGAAAAUGAAGCGGACUAUGUCAACAGGAGGUCCAUCCACAGUAUUAAUGUGCAGAUCAUAUGUGAUGCUGCACAUCUCAUUACAAAUGUGGAGGCCAAGUGGCCCGGUUCUGUUCAUGACUCACGAAUGUAUCGUGAGUCAACGCUGAGCAACAGACUGGAAACUGGAGAGAUUGAUGGCUUUCUGCUGGGAGAUAGGGGUUACCCAUGCCGACCAACACUAAUUACCCCUUACCCAGAACCUGAACCAGGCCCCCAGCGCCGCUUUAAUGUGGCACACUGCAGGACGAGAGCCCGGGUGGAGAUGACCAUAGGCCUGUUGAAAGCACGUUUCCAGUGCCUACGUCACCUCAGGGUAACCCCUGAAAGGGCCUGCGACAUUAUUGUGGCAUGUGUUGUUCUCCAUAAUAUUGCCAUAAUUAGAGGGGAGCAACACCCUGCCCUACAAAUACAAGACCCAGAGGAAGACCCCAUCAACCCGGCAGAUUUCCAGGAGGGAAGGGUAGUCCGGGAUAUGAUAUGCCGAAAUGUCUUCACAGAUUAAUACACAUUAUAUCCACCACCACAACCAACCAACCACAAAAUAAAAUAAAAAUGAAUAAACACAAAAUCAC
Pungitius pungitius (ninespine stickleback) is the source of this 673-nucleotide messenger RNA. Its product is annotated as putative nuclease HARBI1. The annotation marks the transcript as partial. The record is from RefSeq and is a predicted model, not a curated record. NCBI's taxonomy places the organism in Eukaryota, Metazoa, Chordata, Actinopteri, Perciformes, Gasterosteidae. The transcript is spliced from 3 exons.